AAUUUUUCCGGUCCCUAACGACCGGGAGUUUGGCUCUCUCGUCUGUGGAGAAGAAGGCUGCCCGCGAAGACGCACCAGGAAGAGAGUCUCCGGUGCGUGGACGCUGUCCCGGGGGACUUGGAGGGAAAGUGUCGCCCGUCGCCGGCGACAAUAGAAUUGUCCUCCCCGGCGGCGCGGCGAGACGGCGGGGACGGCAUAUAAGCCCCGGGACGAGGACUACCACACACCAGAGCCUCCGGCCCGGACGACGAGACCGCCUGCCCACGCACCGUCAGCCAGGCGUCCCCCGCGAUAAUGAAGAGCCAAAUUUUGUCAACCACAUCACUGCUGCUGUUAGUGCUUUUCAGCAUCGUCUGCCAUGCAGUACCCAAAAAAUACGAUGUAACAGGAGGCUUCGUUCCCACGUACCUGAGCGAGCAGCAGGCGGACCCAGAGAACCUGCCUGGCCGGCUGGUGAGAAGCGAGAUUGAAACAGGCGCGGUCGCUCACGGCAAAGAGCUCACGAAAGAACCCAAGUUUGGUUUCAUCUCCUACGGCGGCUCUGGACAGGGCUACGGCACCGGGGUGCAGACGGGCGGUCUGAAGAUCGACCUGGGGGGCGUGGUGCUGGGCGCCCUCAUCGGCCUGGGGGCAGUGCUCAUCAUCCCCAAGCUGCUGACCGUGGUCGAGAAGCCCGUGCACGAGGGCUACCACACGUACGGGGGCUACGGCGGAUACGGUCGCAGUCAACCCAGAGAUCUUCAGCCUCUUGGCGAGGAGAGCGCGCCCACCAACAUCACUUCGGGCGUCAUGCGCCUCCUGACCCAAGUGGAUGACGCCCUGUCGAAGCACAACAUCGACUCCACGUCGUGCAUGCAGCGGGCAGUGUGCUCAUACGUCAAGUCCGCGACCCACAAGGUGGCCGAGGGGUCGGCCACGAGCCUCGACUCCAUCGUCGACACGGUCACCAGAAACACGAUGCUGUCAGUGAUGCUGGACGGCUCCAGUCUGAAGCAGGCCCUGGAGAUGGGUCAGCAGGGCGCCAACUGCGGGGCGACGUUCCCCAAGUGCCCGUUCAACAAGGACACCGUCUACAUCGCGCUGAAGAGCAUCCUGCCCGAGUGAACUGUGUCGUCCCUGGCCGGCCGGCCGGCCGGCCCACCCGUGAGCUCCAGCUUUCAUUAAGUGAAACAGUCACCCACGAGCUUAAUUAGCAAGAUAUGAGGGGCCUACGUGAGGAUUUUGGCACUUUCUGCUCAUUCUGAUGAAAUACUCUUUAUGCUAUCAGGAUGAUCAUGUUAGAAUUUGUCAAUACAUGUAUGUACAAACAGUAUUUAAAUAAAGUUUAUUUUGUAAGAAAA
This is a messenger RNA of Bacillus rossius redtenbacheri, 1340 nucleotides long. RefSeq lists its product as uncharacterized. The transcript has 7 exons. NCBI's taxonomy places the organism in Eukaryota, Metazoa, Arthropoda, Insecta, Phasmatodea, Bacillidae. The record is from RefSeq and is a predicted model, not a curated record. The coding region runs from base 295 to 1104 and encodes 269 amino acids.